Molecule: messenger RNA, 2509 nt
Organism: Sphaerulina musiva SO2202
Lineage: Eukaryota; Fungi; Ascomycota; Dothideomycetes; Mycosphaerellales; Mycosphaerellaceae
Exons: 1
Coding region: 6-2399 (797 amino acids)
Biological process (GO): vacuolar acidification
Cellular component (GO): RAVE complex
Source: RefSeq, a predicted model, not a curated record
CGUUCAUGUCGACUUCAGCUCCCGGUGCGGAUCGCAUCUCACUGGCUAGCUCCUGGCAUGGCGUGAGUCUCGACGAGUGGAGCGGGCAACUCACAGACUCAACUCGCCGACCGAGGGAGAUGACGAGGAGCAACGGAGAUCAUGCUCCAUCUGUGAAUACAUUUGUUGUGGAGGCUGCUUACGGACGUCGCUCAGUGACGCUCUCAACGAGCGGCCAAGUGGAAGUUGCCACCUCUACUGACGAGCAUUCGGACCUUGCAUCAUACUCUCGCGCAACUUACGAAACAGGAAUUGAAGAUGGCAUUCUGCUUGCAGCAAAUGCAGAGGUUGCUGCCCUUGUGAGCUCCCUUCGCAUGACACUAUCCAUAAUCGACCUUCGGGAUGGAUUCAUCGAGGACUGCCAGGGUGUCGACAGUAUCGUACACAGUGCGAAAUGCUUCACACUAAGGGCUCGACAGAGCUUUGUCGCAGUAGCCUAUGACACAAGCGUUGACAUUCUCUUCCAAAGCAGGUAUGAGCACGAUAGCGCCCUCAUGCGGUCGUGGCAAUUCGUGCGACGUAUUUCCAUCGUGGACCUUGGAGUGAACAUUACAGGCCUGGCAUGGCAAGCAGACGGAUCGUUGGCUGUCGCUGCGGGCACGGCGCUGUUUAUUGCAGGCCCGCAAGCAGUUCUUGACCAGAUUGACAGCCACGUGUUGGAGUCAGCAGACGUCCCCGAAGAGUCCAAGACUGUGCAGCUUCCUGUGUUAGCGCACCACCUCAGCAGACAUUUGCCUGCCUGGCAUCCGAGUACAUUGGAGAGACUCGUGUUACAUGGCCAUAGUUGGGCCGCAGUUUAUUUGCUGAAGACACUUGCUUCCAAGCUCAAGUUCUGGAGUACUGGAGAUGAGCUCGAUCAUAUGUUGGGUGCAGAUCCCCAGACCCUGCUUGAACGUACAGACGAUGCUUGGCUCGAUGAAGAGACUGCCAACGAGCUCAAAGAUCAGCUUGACGAGAAGGAGUUGCCGGCGAUAUUGCGAAAAGAUCAGCGGCGCUUGAGCAAUGUCAUUGACGCUCUUCUGUAUUUGCGCGAUCACCAUAAUGGCCUCGAUCAUAAUGCUUUGUGGUACCUGUUUACAUGGAAACUUCAACUUCUGCCGCACCAGGCAAGGGAAAGACAGGCCAAUACUAACACGCAAGCUGAAAUACAAUACACCCACGACCAUGGGUUUGUACCCGAGAUGUCAUGGCGUGAAAUCGUCAUGGCGUACCAUAGUACUUCGCAACAGCCGCUGCUGGACAUUCUGAUCUUACACUAUGACAACAAGCUGACUUGGGAUAUCGCGAAACGUCUCGGUAUCAUGGCGUGGCUUCAAGAUCGAGAAGCGCUCAUGCAGGCCUUUGAGCAGAUGGCGCAGACCGCAUAUCGCUCGACUUCCCCACCAGAUCCCACGCACGCUGCCAUCUACUACCUGGCCUUACACAAGAAGCAGACUCUGGCGGCUCUCUGGCGAAUCGCCACGUGGCAUCGUGAGCAGAGGUCAACGACCAACUUUCUCAAAAAGGACUUCAGCCAACCCGAUGCCAAGACAGCUGCGAAAAAGAAUGCAUAUGCGUUGAUGGGCAAACGGCGUUUCCACUAUGCAGCAGCAUUUUUUCUUCUUGCUGACAAUGCGGCUGAUGCUUGCAAUGUGCUCGCAGGACAGUGUGAUGAUGUACAGUUCGCGAUUGCUGUAGCAAGAUUGUAUUGCAGUGACGGGUCCGAAGUCCUGCGGGAGGUUCUCGCUGAUCGAAUCCUUCCGGAAGCGAAGAAGGACGGUGAUCGCUGGUUGAUGAGCUGGUGUCAUUCAGUACGCCUUGAGAAAAUGCAAGCUGUGGAGAUCUUGGUACAGCCUAUUGAGGGAAUCGUCAAAGUGUGGCAGCGAGAUGACCCUGCGACCUUGCUCCUAUAUACACAGCUGCGGAAAACGCCGAGUGAGCAUGAGUAUACCGCUGUGCUACGUUCUGCCAAGAUAUUGGGACGCAUGGGACUUGCCGUUCUUGCUUUGGAUGUGAUUAGAAGUUGGAAGUUCACUGCUCGCACUCUGCCUACCACAAAUGGUCUGUCCAACGGAACUCUCGCGACCCUGCCUGAUCGUACGGUCAGCGAGCCUGUUUCCACGCCCGCUGAACAUGCCGAACCUCCUUCGCUACUCAACGGUUUCGCGGAUCCUGCACCGGCACAGUCUGCGCCCAUGGACGAGAAGGCUGCACGGGAGGCAAAAGCAGCUGAGUUGCUGGCCAAGAUCCAGGCCAAGAAGAACGCUGCGAAGCCGAAGGCAGAAGGGGAGGAGGGUGGCAAAGAGGAGAAGGAUCGACGGCAGCCCACGCAGUUCAAGGAGCCUGAUGCUAAUAGUCUGUUGGACUCGUUUGGCUUUUAAUUUUUUGUAAGAUGUAUAUAUGUCCGUUAUGAGCGUAGCGAGGCGUUUCGAGGUUUCGUGAAUCAAUUCAUCCAUGCUGUUGUUGUACUGUUGAUGCAUACUACUUUUUU